Molecule: messenger RNA, 1350 nt
Organism: Myotis lucifugus (little brown bat)
Lineage: Eukaryota; Metazoa; Chordata; Mammalia; Chiroptera; Vespertilionidae
Gene: DNASE2
Product: deoxyribonuclease 2, lysosomal
Exons: 6
Coding region: 143-1198 (351 amino acids)
Biological process (GO): apoptotic DNA fragmentation
Molecular function (GO): deoxyribonuclease II activity
Source: RefSeq, a predicted model, not a curated record
AGGGGCGGGGUUUCAUCCCGAGAGGUUCCGCCUUGGGUUCUGCGGAGGGUUUGGGGAAAUGAAAGUCACCAAGGACCCGGCCUGGUCCAACUCGUGAUCCGGCGCCUCGGGGUCCCAACACAGACUCCCCGACUCCAGCCCCAUGGCCACGCUGAGCCUGCUGCUCCUGGGCGCGCUGCUCUGGGUCCCAGCAGGGACCCUGACCUGCUACGGGGACUCGGGGCAGCCGGUGGACUGGUUCGUCGUCUACAAGCUGCCGGCCAGUAACAACUACAAGUACUUGGAUGCGGGCUCAGGGGGCUGGCGCAACGGUACGGGGUCCAUGGACAGCCUGAAGGGCGCCGUAGGCCGCAGCUUGCUGCCGCUGUACCGGAACACCAGCCAGCUUGCCUUCCUACUUUACAAUGACCAGCCACCUAAUAACUACGGGACUCAGAACUCUUCCAGCCGCGGGCACACGAAGGGUGCGCUGCUUCUGGACAAAGACGAGGGCUUCUGGCUGAUCCACAGCGUUCCAGGGUUCCCUCCACCCGCUGCAUACAGCUGGCCUCCUAAAGCCCACAGAUAUGGGCAGACCCUCCUCUGCGUGUCUUUUCCGUUCGACCAGUUCUCAAACAUUGGCAGACAGCUGCGCUACACCUACCCCAAUGUGUAUGCCCACCAGCUGGAAGGGCUCUUCCUCAAGAAGUUACCUGACCUGGGGGAGGUGGUCCAGGGCCACCAUGUUCUCGACGGACCCUGGAACAGCAGCGUGACACUCACAUCGAAGGCCGGGGCCACCUUCCAGAGCUUUGCCAAAUUUGGGAAAUUUGGAGAUGACCUAUACUCCGGCUGGUUAGCAGAAGCCCUUGGAAGCAAUCUGCAGGUCCAGUUCUGGCAACACUCUCCUGGCAUCCUGCCCUCCAACUGCUCUGGGGCCCAGCAAGUGCUGGAUGUGACUCAGGUAGCCUUCCCUGGACCAGCUGGGCCCACGUUCAAUACCUCAGACGACCACUCCAAGUGGUGUGUAGCCCCAGAAGGGCCCUGGGCCUGUGUGGGUGACAUGAAUCGGAACUGUGCAGAGGAGCACCGAGGUGGGGGCACACUGUGUACCAAGCUGCCUGCCUUCUGGAAAGCCUUCCAGCCUCUGGUGAAGGCCUGGGAACGUUGUAAGAGCAGAGCAGCACCUCAUCUGCAGAAAGCCCAGCGGAGCAUAUAGGAGCCCGUUUGGACUUCAGUUUAAAUCCCAGUUCCGUCCCUUAUUGUGUGACCUUAACUGUGUGCCUUAACCUGUGACUCAAUUUACUCAUCUGCAAAACGGGAACCAUAACACUUGACUCAAAAUUUAUGAGGAAUAAAAGGAAAGUGGUA